GCCCAGGGCGCAGCGGGGGCGCCCUGCCCUCCGGGCGUGGGUGACUGGCCGCGUGUGCCUGGGUGCUUGACGCGACCACCAGCCAAUCAGGGCGAGAGGCCCGGGCUGCCAUGUGACGGGCGAGGCGGCCCCUUUCCCGAGCGCGGCCAGAGGGAGGAGAUCACCGGGGCUCGCCGCGAGCCUUGGAGAGCAGCGGCCGCGGAGGAAGCGGCGGCGGCGGGCGAGAGCGGAGGCGGCACAGGCUCGGGGCCAGCCGUGCGCCCAGCGCGGCGGAGAGCUCGGCGGGCCGCGGAAUCCACGGGACAGGAGUGGACAAAGCAAGAUGGCAGGGAUCUUAGCCUGGUUCUGGAACGAGAGAUUUUGGCUACCGCACAAUGUCACCUGGGCGGACCUGAAGAACACGGAGGAAGCCACCUUCCCGCAAGCCGAAGACCUCUACCUGGCUUUCCCCGUGGCCUUCUGCAUCUUCAUGGUGCGGCUCCUCUUCGAGAGAUUUGUAGCCAAACCAUGUGCCAUAGCCCUCAACAUUCAGGCCAGUGGACCACAAAUUGCUCAGCCCAAUGCCAUUCUGGAAAAGGUCUUCACCGCAAUUACAAAGCAUCCUGAUGAAAAGAGAUUGGAAGGCCUCUCCAAGCAACUGGACUGGGAUGUUCGGAGCAUUCAGCACUGGUUUCGACAAAGGCGCAAUCAGGAGAAGCCCAGCACCCUGACAAGGUUCUGUGAGAGCAUGUGGAGAUUUUCAUUUUCCCUUUACGUGUUUACCUAUGGAGUGCGAUUCCUGAAAAAGACCCCCUGGUUGUGGAGUACAAAGCACUGCUGGUACAACUACCCCUAUCAGCCUCUCACAACUGACCUUCACUACUAUUACAUCCUGGAGCUGUCAUUUUACUGGUCUUUAAUGUUUUCCCAGUUCAUUGAUAUCAAAAGAAAGGACUUUGGUGUUAUGUUCCUACACCACUUUGUAAGUAUUUCCUUGCUUUCCUUUUCAUAUGUCAACAAUAUGGCCCGAGUGGGGACCCUGAUCCUCUGUCUUCAUGAUUCAGCCGAUGCUCUUCUAGAGGCUGCCAAAAUGGCAAAUUAUGCCAAGUUUCAGAAAAUGUGUGAUCUCCUGUUUCUAAUGUUUGCCGUGGUUUUUAUCACCACAAGACUGGCUAUAUUUCCAAUCUGGGUGUUAAAUACCACAUUAUUUGAAAGCUGGGAGAUCAUUGGACCUUUCCCUUCCUGGUGGGUUUUUAACCUGCUGCUGAUGCUAGUACAAGGGAUGAACUGCUUCUGGUCUUACUUGAUCAUAAAAAUAGCCUGCAAAGCUGUUUCAAGAGGCAAGGCUGGGAAGUGGAACCCUUUACAUGUGUCCAAGGAUGACCGAAGUGAUAUUGAGUCCAGCUCAGAUGAGGAGGACUCGGAGCCCCCAGGGAAGAACCCCCACACUGCAACAACCACCAAUGGCACCAGUGGUACCAACGGGUAUCUCCUGACGGGCCCCUGCUCCGUGGAUGAUUGAUUCCCCAAAACUACAAGUCCCGAACAAAGUGAACUGUUUGUUCCUGGAAGUAUUUAAUAAGUUGCAAAUGCAGUUGCUUUCAUAAUAUCUCAGCACCCGAAACAAAAUCAGAGCAUUUUGAAUAGUGCACGGCCAUGUGUCCUGUCAGUGAAUGAAGAAGAAUUACCAUUCGCUCUCUGUAGGCAUGCUGUAUGUAAUUGACACAAGGGAACGUAAUUGCGUUUGUACUGUCUUAGCAUAUUAUUUAUUUUUUGUAUUUGUUUGUAAAUCUGUGGACGACAGAGAGUUUCCUCACUCCUUUUCCUCUCCGGGUUCUUGACAGUGAAGGAGAUGCUUCAUCUGCGUCUAGCCCUUUCUCUUGCUGUGGUCCCAUGUGCCGUGCGUGAGCAUCAGCUUAAUUUGUCACUUAUAGCAAGCAAAGCCCAGUGCAGAAUUCUCACCCAGCUCCAAAUAAGUUUGCUUUCUUUGUGUCCCUGUGCCCAUUUUGAAAUGGCCUGUGCAGUUCCAGUGACUGUUUAAACAGGAUGAGCUAAGUUUUUAAUUAUCAUUCUUCAUAGUCAAUGAGCAGUUCAAAUUAAAGAUGACGGUCAUUGGAGGACUUUUUGAAAGUUGUUUUGUCUUGAGUUGGUUUGGAAUAGACUUCGUUCCUUGUGCACACAGCCAAGAUUUUCUCAGUGGGCGUGGUAGUGGGAGGUGACCUUGCAGGUUAGAGUCGUUUCUCUCUCUAAUGAUGAGGUCAGUGCCCUGACUCUGAAGAAAGACAUUUGCUUAAGCUCAUAGAAACGAACAAAGAAAUCACUUGCAAUAUUGGGAAUUUGCCAGUGUUCUGGGAAUAACAUAAAGAGAGUAACUGAUUUCAACAGGUUGCCACAACCCCUGUAAUUAUUGCAGUCUCCUCUCAUGUGAUUACAGAAAGAAGCUGAGUAUAUUGGGUGUAAGAAAAAAGGAGUCUUCCAAGAGUUGGCAAAGAUCACCUCCAGGACAAAGCACUUUAUUGCAACCAACUUUCAAGGAAAGCCCUAUCUAGUAUUAGAUCUUGUCUUUAUUUUGCUACACAAAAUAAAGCCAAUGGGAGAAAAACUGUUUUACCCUUUGCUUUUCUCCUUAAACGUUACCCAAGAUGACUUUCCUACUAGGAGAAAUAGAGUAUCGUGGCACUCCAAAGCUUCUUUGAAGACUUGCUUCAUUUCCAGGAAUGUGUUUUCACAUGAAGCUAUUUCCAGAAAAACAAAAAUUCCACUUAGCAAUGGUAACACCUGAAAUUAGGAAUAUCACUAGCAUUUCCACAAAGGCUCUUAGAUGGCAGUGUUACUUAGGUACGAAAACCAUACAUAAGCCAAAGAUUUUUAUCUCUUCUCUCAGUGAGAGCAAAUAAAAAGGGAUUGCAGAUACUUAUUUCAUAAAUCCAAAAGCCCACUAUCUAAAACAAGAGUCCAAUACAAAAAUGCAGUAAUACAAAUGUGAGGAUCAGGGUACGGUGAAGACAACAGCAAAAUACUAGCGAUGGCCCAUCUGUCCUGUCAGAGCCAUUCACGUUCAGUUUGAUUUUGUGAAAAAAAUUAAAGCUUUGUGCCCAGAAUUUGCACAACUGUGAGAUAAUACCCCAUUUCCCCGAAAAUAAGACCUACUUACAGGAAAGUUAAGACGUCCCCUGAAAAUAAGACCUAGCGCAUCUUUGAGAGCACACCUUAAAAUAAGACACUGUCUUCUUUUCGGGGAAACAUAGUAGUUAAAAGAAUGCUCCGAACAAAAACUUCUCACUGUAAUAGUGUCUCCCACCCCACCUAUUUAUGAGAUAGUGUGUGUUUGGUAUGGUCCUUAAUAAUAAUUGAAGAGUCUUGGAAAUACGUCUGCUGGUUUAUUGAGAAAACAAUGCAACUAAUUCUGUUUGUAGGGCCUUAUUAUUUUAUUUCACCCAACAGGCAUGUAAUUUGUAGAUGGCUAAUUUUGUAAAAUCAAUCAGAAAACACCAAAAAGACUUAGUCAUCAGAACUUGUGGGGGGCAAGCUUUCUAGAUAGACGAAAGCAGCAGGCGAACCAGAGUGCCCAAGUGACGCUCUAGGGUAGAAGAAUAAUUUCAAGAUCAGCUUAAAGGUUUAGAUAACUUGUGUAAAAUGAAGUAAAUGGAGUCUGUCCUUAGCAAAGGCAGGUCUAACUAAUCUUUUGUUUUUCCCAGAAGUCACUCAGAAAGAGGACUGGGAGCACUCAGAGCCUCUCUAACUGAUAGCGUUUACUUAACACCACCCUCUACAUAUCUACAGAUUAUUAUUUCAUUUUGGGACAGAGAGGUUUUUUCUUAUUCAAAAUUGGGUUUGUAGGCCUUUUACAGUGUAGAAUCAUAUGUUUCUGCCUCCAGCUUUUCUGUGAUGAGCUGAUAAGCCUGAGAGAGAAAAACAUAGGUCACCGCACCUUCCCCACGUCCCUGGCCGCAGUUUUGGAAGUGUAUUUUGUAAAUCCGGCUGUAAAUUAGUGGGAGUGUUUCUCAUUAAUUAACUUAGCCUGUGUUGAUAUCUCCUUCCUCAUCAUCACAAACCUUCACAGGAUACAAAAGGCUAUGGAGAAAGGACUCUAGAAAAAGUAAUAUUUUAUUCUCCAAUGUCAUAGCAUUUUCUAGAUUGCUUAGUGAGGGAAAAAGUAGAAAAUCAAGUAGAAUUUCGCCUCAGGUCAAUAAAUGAUAUAAAAAUGUGUGAUCUGUGUAUAUGAAUCUCUUAAAAAAUGUGAGAAAGCAAAAAUAUCACUGACUCAUCUUUAUCCAUAUUCUUUUCAUAAAAACCAUCGACCAUAUAAGUAGAAACUUCCCUCCUCCUUUGUCAACCCUUUUUGUGUUCCCACACAGCUGAGCAUGGUAGAAUCUUUUCAGCCUCCUAAGCCACAGAGCUAAGUACAGCAUUGUGCAGGUCACAGAGCAUCUUCUAAGGUCAGCAUAUGAGCCAAAUACAGUUUACAUUUCCAAGUUCAGUUCUAUGGAUAUUGUGAAUAGGAGAGCAACUAUCAGUAUUUUGGAUUAUUUAAGGAUAUGUUGUAAAGAUGAACAUGAUUGCCAAUUCACCCCAAGGUUUUAUUAACAUCCUACACCUGACAGUCUGCUACAGAUGAUGUCCUCAUGGAGAUGAAUAAAGCAGAAAUGUAGGCAAAAAGCAAGCUGAAAUCGAAUCACCACUAGUCAAAAUGGCAAGUAAAAGACCAGAUGUCCAAUUCUGUUGCCAAACUUCCGUUUUGAGUAUUCGAUAGCAUUUGAAUUUGAGCAAACAGAAUGCCUCAUCUUAGGUAGAAAAGAUCUGACUCUUCCACUUUGUAUUCAAACCUCAUGGUUAUUUGGCCUUAGUAAAAAGUGAGAUUUCAUUUAAGCUCCCCUGAGUCUUUGCUGAAGCGCUUUCAGAGAAAGCUUAGUGGACACCUAUGAUUGUUCCCAAUCUGUUCAUGAUUUUGCAUUAAUGGUUUUUGUUUGCUUUCUUGGAAAUGUUAAUGCCAAAGUUGCCUGAAUAUUUGAAUAUUUUUCUUAAUUUGAAGUAUAAAAAGCAUACAGAAUAAUUCCAAAGGUAUUUAAAGACUCAGUUUAUUGGUCAGUAUAUAUGGUGAUGUCAUUACAUCAGAGAAGCUUCAAGAAAUCCUUUGAAAAUAAAAGGUUAAAUGUUUACAUUUUAUGUGAUAUUUAAGCUUGUAAGGUUUUAAUUAGCUUACAGUUUUUAACUUGUCUUUGGCUGAUUUCUGCUUUUUAGAUAAAUAGUAAUCGCCCUGAAAUGUUUCUAACACCAAAGUUAGAUCGCACUCAGCCUGACAGAAAAUUGUUCACAUGGCACUUUGUUUCUAAGUUAUUUCUAAAGAGAAAAUACUGUGAGCUCUAGUUACUACACUUGCUGUCCGUGGAAGAAAUAACCAUAAACAGUUCCUGAAAGUGCAGCAAAAUAUUUUUCAAAUGGAGAUAUUGUUGUCCCCAGAAUCAGUUUAGGUUUCUCUUUGGUGAAAUGAAAUCGUGCUAGUCUCAGAUUACCCUGUAGUAACUCGUACUGGUUUACCAGCCACAUUUUAGGUCUUCACAGUAAUAGACCAGAAAAGGGCUCUUGGUUUCCCAUUGUAUGCACCGCCCCCUCUCCUACCCUAGGGGGCGCUCAGUGGCUACUGAGGAGGCCGGUCCACUCAGCUGUUGGAACUCUAAAAAUACGCAGAGAUAGCAUAAUUAAUGCUUGUUUUCGUGGAGAACAUUGUAUUAGAGAACCACAAAACAUCAUAAGUAUUGUUAAUAAGACCUUCAGAUCCACACCCAACGGAGAACCUUAGUUAAGUCUUUUCCAGGUAUUUCCAACUUAAAUUCAACCCACCACCUUUGAAAGGAAUGCUUUACUGAAUAGCCACAUGCUGAGACUCCAUCAGGUCCAAGAAAUAGGGAAGUCUCUGCAGCCAGAGAGCAUAUGGUGUCUCCACAAAACUAGACGUUCUCAAGUUGCCCAGGAAGUAAUGGUAGGGGACCAUUAGCCUAAAAUUGUCCUAUCUCCCAUUCGUUCAUGUCCCUUUCCUCCUGGAACUCUUGAUAAAAGGAAGCCAGGAAGUUAUCGUUUUUCUGCUGUCGAUUUACCAAUAACCUUUAAAUCAGUGGUGUACCCACACUUCCUUCUCUGCCUGAUUCCAAUUUUCUGAAAAAGGUAUCGUGCCCGUGUGUGUGUUUUCCUCAGCACAGACUGUGGGUAUUUGUCUUCCUAUUUUGGUAUAUAUUGCAUGGCCUACAAACCCGGGAAUAACAGCUGUUGAUAUGGUUUCUAUGUUCUGUGAAAAAUUGGAUUUCAUUAAGAUAGGUUUUUUGUUUUGUUUUGUUUUUUUGCAGUUUUUGGCCGGGGCUGGUUUUGAACCCACCACCUCUGGUAUACGGGGCUGGCGCCCUACUCCUUUGAGCCACAGGCGCCGCCCGAGAUAAGUUUUUCUUUUUUGUCUACAGUAAUUUUUCUGUCAUUAUAAAAUUGCCCUUUAAAAAUUUGGGAAUUUUAAUAAGAUUUGUCUUUGUUACCCUGAAAAUAAAAUAAUAAUUAAGGAUUUUUAAUCCUCAGCUGCAAAAAAGAAACUAGCUCUGUGAUAGGAACAGUUAUGUGAUGACCUGGAACUUUCACUUAGAGCUUCAUUAAUUGAACAGUGCGGGGAGCCCUCCAAGUUUGAUUUCCUAAAGUUCUCUAACCUCCCAGUUCUCGUAGACUCUGUUUGCCCCCAUGGUCAUUUACCUCUAUAGCCAUUUGUUGUCAUGGGAAGGGGUGGUGGUUAGGUUUGGGAUUUGAUUUUUUUUUAACUUGCAGUGAGAAAUAGGUGACAAAACCUUACUUGUUUUCUUAAGACAUUUCUGUGCUUGGGCAUCUCUGUCACAAAUGGAAUGCUAUACUGUUAGCCAAUUAGAAUUAUUUUAUGUAUUAUUAAUGUGUUUUGCCGAUUUUUAUAUGGAAAUAUAAUUAUUCAUUCUUGAUCUCUGGAAGCAAUCAUGAUUAUGAGGAUCAUUUUACUUUGGAAACACUUUCAUAAUAAAGAUAAGUAUUAAGA
Molecule: messenger RNA, 7018 nt
Organism: Nycticebus coucang (slow loris)
Lineage: Eukaryota; Metazoa; Chordata; Mammalia; Primates; Lorisidae
Gene: CERS6
Product: ceramide synthase 6
Exons: 11
Coding region: 323-1501 (392 amino acids)
Biological process (GO): ceramide biosynthetic process
Cellular component (GO): membrane
Molecular function (GO): sphingosine N-acyltransferase activity; DNA binding
Source: RefSeq, a predicted model, not a curated record